Messenger RNA from Oncorhynchus nerka (sockeye salmon), 3732 nucleotides. RefSeq names its product GrpE-like 2, mitochondrial (gene grpel2). NCBI's taxonomy places the organism in Eukaryota, Metazoa, Chordata, Actinopteri, Salmoniformes, Salmonidae. Gene Ontology annotation, biological process: protein import into mitochondrial matrix; protein folding. Gene Ontology annotation, molecular function: protein homodimerization activity; adenyl-nucleotide exchange factor activity; protein-folding chaperone binding. Gene Ontology annotation, cellular component: PAM complex, Tim23 associated import motor. The coding region runs from base 51 to 701 and encodes 216 amino acids. The record is from RefSeq and is a predicted model, not a curated record. The transcript is spliced from 4 exons.
UGGCUGGCCUAAACUUCCGCUGCAGUGAAUUUGAACGGAAUCUAAAAAAUAUGGCUAUACGCUGUUUUUUCUCGGCUCGGAAAAAUCUGAACUGCGUCGGCAGAUUACAACUCCUCUUGUCGAAUGAUUGCAGCGCCGUGAUUGGCCUCUACAGCACAGCAGCAAAGCAGUGGGGAACAGGUGAUGAUUGCCAUGGUGAUGACACCACAGAUGACUCCAGCCAUGCGGGGACCAAUGUGAGACUGCUGGAGAUGAGAGCCAGCAAGCUGGAGGAGCAGGUCAGGGAGCUCACGGAAAGAUACAAAAGAGUGAUGGCUGACUCUGACAACGUUCGAAGAAGAACUCAGAAGUUUGUUCAAGACGCCAAGCUGUUUGGGAUCCAGAGUUUCUGCCGUGACCUGGUGGAGGUAGCUGACCUGCUGAAGCAGACGACAGGAAACCUGCAGGUGGAGGAGGACCAGAGACUUGCCCAGAUCAAGGACAGACUGCAGGGGGUCUUUACAAAGCACGGCCUUAUGAAGAUGAGCCCUGUUGGGGCUAAAUACGACCCUUACCAGCACGAGAUAGUGUGCCACACUCCUGCUGAGGGAUGGGAGCCUGGCACCGUUGCUGUGGUGAAGCAUGAUGGGUACAAGCUCCAUGGACGCACCAUCCGACAUGCCCAGGUGGGCAUUGCUGUGAUGACACAGGAGCAGGACUAAGGCUUGUGCUCGUCUCUGACCUCUCUGUAGUACUUCACGGUCGUCUGCACCUGACAGAUCCAGAUGUGCAUCAAUCCUUUCAGUUACGUAAAUGUUUUUCAUGUGGGUUGUUUCAAUGUUGUCACUUUGUCUAGAUUAAUUAUGUACAUACAGUACCUGUAACAAGUUUGGACACCUACUCAUUCCACGGUUUUUAUUUGUACUAUUUUCUACAUUGUAGAAUAAUAGUGAAGACAUCAAAACUAUGAAAUAACACAUGGAAUCAUGUGGUAACCAAAAAGAGUGUUAAACAAAUCAAAAUAUAUUUUAUAUUUGAGAUUCUUCAAAGUAGCCACCCCUUUUCUUUGACAGCUUUGCACACUCUUGGCAUUCUCUCAAAGAGCUCUAGAAUGCUUUUCCAACAAGCUUGAAGGAGUUCCCACAUAUGCUGAGCACUUGUUGGCUGCUUUUCCUUCACUCUGUGGUCCAACACAUCCAAAACCAUCUCAAUUGGGUUCAGAUUGGGUGAUUGUGGAGGCCAGGUCAUCUGAUGUAGCACUCCAUCACUCUCCUUAGUCAAAUAGCCCUUACACAGCCUUAAGGUGUAUUGGGUCAUUGUCCAUAACAAAUUAUGGUCCCUCUAUGCGCAAACCAGAUGGGUUGGCGUAUCGCUGCAGAAUGCUGUGGUAGUCAUGCUGGUUAAGUGUGCCUUGAAUUAUAAAUAAAUCAGUGUCACCAGCAAAGCACCCCCACACAUCACACCUCCUCCUCCAUGCUUCAUGGUGGGAACCACACAUGCAGAGAUCAUCUGUUCACCUACUCUGCGUCUCACAAAGACACGGUGGUUGGAACUAAAAUAUCUAAUUUGGAUUCAUCAGACCAAAGGACAGAUUUCCACCGGUCUAAUUGCUUGUGUUUCUUGACCCAAGCAAGUCUCCCCUUCUUAUUGGUGUCCUUUUAGUAGUGCUUUCUUUGCAGCAAUUCAACCGUGAAGGCCUAAUUCACUCAGUCUCCUCUGAACAGUUGAUGUUUAGAUGUGACUAUUACUUGAACUCUGUGAAGCUAUUUCUGAGGCUGGUAACUCUAAGAAACGUAUCCUCUGCAGCAGAGGUAACUCUAGGUCAUCCUUUCCUGUGGCGGUCCUCAUGAGAGCCAGUUUCAUCAUAGCACUUGAUGGUUUUUGUGACUGCACUUGAAUAAACUUUCAACGUUUGUGAAAUGUUCCGGAUUAACUGACCUUCAUGUCUUAAAGUAAUGAUGGCCUAUCAUUUCUCUUUGCUUAUUUGAGCUGUUCUUGCCGUAAUAUUGACUUAUUUUACCAAAUAGGGCUAUAUUUUGUCACAACACAGCUGAUUGGCUCAAACGCAUUAAGAAGGAAAGUAAUUCCACAAAUUAACUUUCAACAAGGCACACCUGUUAAUUGAAAUGAAUUCCAGGUGACUACCUUAUGAAGCUGGUUGAGAGAAUGCCAAGAGUGUGCAAAGCUGUCAUCAAGGCAAAGGGUGGCUACUUUUAAGUAUCUCAGAUAUAAAAUAUAUUUUGAUUUGUUUAACACUUUUUUUUUUGGGGGUUACUACAUGAUUCCAUAUGUGUUAUUUCAUAUUUUUGAUGUCUCCGCUAAUAUUCUACAAUGUAGAAAAUAGUAAAAAAAAAUAAAGAAAAACCCUUGAAUGAGUAGUUGUGUCCAAACUUUUGACUGGUACUGUAUGAAUUUGUGUAUUAUAAUUUUUCCUGUAUUUUCUUUCAUUUUGACUUGAUCUGAAAAUAGGGUCACUGUCACGUUGUUCUAGAAGUUCUUUAACUUUGAGACUGUGCCUAUCUUUGUUAUUUUCUAUUGGUAUUUUCUUGUGUUCAAUUACAUUUUUAUUUUUCGGGCAUUUGAUAACCUGUUGAGCUACAAUAUUUUUUUUUGUAGGACUGACGAUGGCAAGUCUUUACUUAGCUUGUCUAGCUAGCUGGUAAUUCUAAAUUUGAAUGAUGUACCGGAUGUUUGAUCCACCUUCCCCUGUUUCUGGAAGGAUGGGGACUAUGCUGUUAGGGGAUGACAGAGGAUCGCCUCAUAGGAUAACUGCCGAGGUGUGGUGAUCUCUAAGGCUCUUAUAGCUGCCAAAGGAUGACCCAGGUGGGUGUUACACUUUCGGUGGUGGAUGUCCCAGCCUAUACAGAGCCGUAGCUUUGAACUUCAAAGACAGAAGUGCCUCAUGAAAAGCUCCUGGCCUGUCUGAUGUUUCUCCCUCCCUGGCUGUACCAUCGACGCCACCACCACUCAAGCUACUCCUUUAUUGAACGGGAUCAUUAUCUAUCUGUGGAAGAACAUCUCCAAUGAACUGCCAGCUGCCUGUUUUUAAAAUUUUAAAAAUGUAAAGCUUCUGUAUUAGAAACACUAGCUAUAUAAAGCAAAUCUAUUAUUGUUAUUAUUAGUUAUAUGAAUGUUAUAUGAAUGUGUUUUGCUAUUUACUGACAUUCACAUGUAUGUGUAGAUACUCAAGGAUAUUGUUAUACCUCAUAAGAUCUGGUUGAUGAACACCUUUAGUUUACUUCGUCAUGUGGAAGUUGUGUACAUUUGGAGAAGUUGCAUUGUUCAUCCUGCCCUCCACCAUUGUGCUUGUUUCAGGCACGUGAGCAAGUAAGAAUGAAGAUCUUGAUGUUAGAGAGAAUCUGUGAUCUUACAGGUUGGGAUGGUUGCGUAGAAUGUGCCGUUUACCUGUAUCUUUAUAUGAAGGUUGCAACUUUUGCUUUGAAAAUGUUGCGAUUUAUGUAUUUAUUUGGACAUUGUGUUUUGUUUAGCAUUACCCAAAGAGCACUGUAUAUUUUUAUGAUGCAACAAUGAAAUGGUUUCAGUUAGGUGGGUUCAUAUCAUCUACCCAACCCCUCUCUCCACUUUUAAAAAAUGUUUAUCUGUCCUUUUUAAUUUAAAUUGUACUUUGAUUGAUGCGCAUGAUCUUAUGUACUACACUUGAUUUGAUGUACAGUGCCUUCCCGAUGUAUACACCCCCCUUGACUUUUUCAACAUUUUAUUACAAAUUUAGGAUUAAAAUGGAUUUAAUUGAAA